Molecule: messenger RNA, 1359 nt
Organism: Sander lucioperca (pikeperch)
Lineage: Eukaryota; Metazoa; Chordata; Actinopteri; Perciformes; Percidae
Gene: lcat
Product: lecithin-cholesterol acyltransferase
Exons: 7
Coding region: 1-1302 (433 amino acids)
Biological process (GO): lipid metabolic process
Molecular function (GO): phosphatidylcholine-sterol O-acyltransferase activity
Source: RefSeq, a predicted model, not a curated record
AUGGCAUCCGCAGGACAUCUCUGCUCGGUGCUGCUGGUUGUAUGUCUACUGGGGCUUCAUCACUCCUCAGGUUUCUGGAUCGUCAACGUCGUCUUCCCGCCAAACGCCAAAGCCAGAAUACCAAGCAACAGCACUCCACCACUCAUUAUCGUGCCGGGGAACUUGGGGAACCGUCUGGAAGCUAAAAUAGACAAGCCGACACUGGUCCACUGGAUGUGCUACAAGAAAACUGAACAUUGGUUUCCUCUGUGGAUUGACCUCAACAUGUUCAUGCCUAUAGGUGUAGACUGCUGGAUUGACAACAUUAGACUUGUUUACAAUAGGACGACUCGGCGAUCAUCCAACUCCCCAGGGGUGCAGGUGCGGGUGCCAGGAUUUGGGCAGACAUAUCCCAUUGAGUUUCUUGACCAAAACAAACUGGCUGGUUAUUUUCACACUAUGGUGCAACAUUUGGUCAACAUGGGCUACACCCGAAAUGAGACGGUCCGAGGAGCACCGUACGAUUGGAGAUUAGCUCCUAAUGAGAAUGCAGAGUAUUUCAUAGAUCUGCAGGACCUGGUUGAGAAGAUGUAUGACCAGCACCAGCAGCCUGUUUACCUGCUGGGACACAGCAUGGGCUGCCACUAUGUCCUCUACUUUCUCAACCACCAACCUCAGGCCUGGAAGGACAAGUACAUCAGGGGCUUCAUUUCCCUGGCAGCUCCAUGGGGGGGUGCUGUUAAACCACUUAGAGUCCUGGCGUCAGGUGAAAAUGACGGUAUCCCGAUGAUUUCCAACAUCAAGAUCCGCGAGGAGCAGAGGAUGACAACAACUAAUCCCUGGAUGCUACCAUCUGAUUUAGCCUGGCCAAAGGACCACGUGUUCAUCUCCACACCAACCUUUAACUACACCAACCAGGACUACCAGCGCCUCUUCACAGACAUCAAUUUUGAAGAUGGCUGGCACAUGUGGGAGGACACCAAGAACCUUACUGGCGAUCUCCACCCACCUGGUGUUGAGGUGUGGUGUAUGUAUGGCGUGGGGCUUCCAACUCCGGUGACAUACAUUUACGACGAGGAGUUUCCCAACGUGGACCCACUGGACUUUGUUUACGCCGAUGGGGACGACACAGUGGAUAGCUUUAGCAUGAGUCUUUGCAAACGUUGGGUGGGGCAGCAGGAGAAGCCAGUCCAUGUUACAGAGUUCCGAGGGCUGGCCCACCUAAACAUAGUGUUUCAUGAACAGGUGCUCAACCAAAUCCAACAUAUCCUGGAGGGGAACUCGGAUAUGCCCAAAGAGGUUGACGUCCGAUCUGUAGCUUAAUAGAAGACAACAUUAUUGAAGAGUUUAAAAAACUAAAACACAUGGAAUGCUGGAUUU